AUGUCUUUUAUUGGCACGUCUGCUUCCCAUCUAUGCUCAGCAAUUCCAAGGCUGUCGCGCUCUCUGGCCAGCGCUGCGGCCACUAGGCCUAUUCCGCCGGUAGGGGGUAGUACCAUGCUUCCGCCAGCAUUGCUUCGCCAACGACUCACCAUACCAUCCGCGUCAGGUUCUAUUGCCACCCCCAGCGACUUCCUAACAGCUAUUGGCCGUGCUUCCGAAACUAAGCUUUCGGUGGAGAGCUGGGAUCAGCUAUGGAGAAUGACUGGUCCGGACAUGCGUAAAGCUGGUAUUGCCGUUCGGGAUCGAAGGUUCGUCGUUCUCCUUGUAUGUAUAGUUUCUUCCGCCGCGUUUCUGAACCCCUUUGCUUUUACUAGGUACAUUUUAUGGUGCAUGGAGAAAUUUAGGACUGGUAUUCCCAUCGAAGAGUUCGCGCAUGAGCCUCAACCAAAGAAAACAAUUAGAGGAUGGGGACCAUGUGUGCAGAACGGGAAACGGAUACGGUCGCGCCGGCUGAAAAACAAGUAG
Laccaria bicolor S238N-H82 is the source of this 525-nucleotide messenger RNA. RefSeq lists its product as uncharacterized. The transcript has 2 exons. The record is from RefSeq and is a predicted model, not a curated record. Lineage: Eukaryota; Fungi; Basidiomycota; Agaricomycetes; Agaricales; Hydnangiaceae. Bases 1 to 525 code for a protein of 174 amino acids. Gene Ontology annotation, cellular component: mitochondrion.